Molecule: messenger RNA, 470 nt
Organism: Calidris pugnax (ruff)
Lineage: Eukaryota; Metazoa; Chordata; Aves; Charadriiformes; Scolopacidae
Product: phosphatidylinositol transfer protein beta isoform-like
Exons: 6
Biological process (GO): phospholipid transport
Cellular component (GO): cytoplasm
Molecular function (GO): phosphatidylinositol transfer activity; phosphatidylcholine intramembrane carrier activity; phosphatidylcholine binding
Source: RefSeq, a predicted model, not a curated record
AUGCCGGGUGUCUCCGGUAUCAACGCGAUAAAAGCUGUUCUCUCGCAAGAGGGCGCCAUUGGACACGUAUUGAAUUUGCUCUUUUUCAGCCGAGUGGUUUUACCUUGCUCAGUGCAAGAGUAUCAAGUUGGGCAACUUUAUUCUGUGGCAGAAGCUAGCAAAAAUGAAACAGGAGGCGGCGAAGGAAUUCAAGUCUUAAAAAACGAGCCUUACGAAAAGGAUGGCGAGAAGGGACAAUACACUCACAAAAUCUAUCACUUAAAGAGUAAAGUUCCUGGUUUCGUAAGGAUGUUUGCUCCAGAAGGCUCCCUGGUCUUCCACGAGAAGGCUUGGAACGCGUAUCCCUACUGUAGAACAAUUGUGACAAACGAAUACAUGAAAGAUGAUUUCUUCAUAAAAAUUGAGACCUGGCAUAAACCAGAUCUGGGAACAUCAGAGAACGUGAGUUGGGAUUUGGAUAUCGAGCAUUA